Molecule: messenger RNA, 687 nt
Organism: Tachysurus vachellii
Lineage: Eukaryota; Metazoa; Chordata; Actinopteri; Siluriformes; Bagridae
Gene: cacng1b
Product: calcium channel, voltage-dependent, gamma subunit 1b
Exons: 4
Coding region: 1-687 (228 amino acids)
Biological process (GO): regulation of calcium ion transmembrane transport via high voltage-gated calcium channel; calcium ion transmembrane transport
Cellular component (GO): L-type voltage-gated calcium channel complex; membrane
Molecular function (GO): calcium channel regulator activity; voltage-gated calcium channel activity
Source: RefSeq, a predicted model, not a curated record
AUGCUGAAGGACAAGAAGACCAAGGUGAAGAUCACCUUCUUGGUUAUUAUUGUGGGCAUCUCUUCCAUGCUUGCAGCUGUGGUGACAGAUCACUGGGCAGUGCUGAGCCCCAGAGUAGAAAAACUUAACACCACCUGUGAGGCAGCCCACUUUGGGCUUUGGAGGCUCUGCAAGAAGAGCAUCUUCAUUGUGAUGGAAGACCCUCAGGGCAAAGGCUGUGGUCCCAUCAGCCUGCCUGGAGUCGAGAACUGCUCCUACUUCAAACACUUUACAUCAGGGGAGGAGGCUGAAGUUUUCGAAGUCAAGACUCAAAAAGAAUACAGCAUCUCUGCUGCUGCCAUAGCCAUCUUCAGCUUGGCCUUCAUGACUCUGGGCAGUCUGUGUCUCCUAGGGGCUUUUGGAAAGAGCAGAGACUACCUACUAAGACCAGCUGGCAUGUUCUUCGCCUUUGCAGGUCUCUGCAUAGUCAUUUCUGUGGAGGUCAUGAGACAGUCUGUCAAACGCAUGAUCGACAGCGAUGAAACCAUCUGGAUCGAGUACUACUACUCGUGGUCCUUUGCAUGUGCCUGCGCUGCCUUCAUCCUCUUGUUCCUCAGUGGGAUCAGCCUGCUGAUCAUCUCAAUGCCUCAAAUGCCACGGAACCCAUGGGAGACCUGCAUGGAUGCUGACCCCGAGACUAUGGACUAG